This is a messenger RNA of Marmota flaviventris (yellow-bellied marmot), 1533 nucleotides long. RefSeq names its product distal-less homeobox 2 (gene Dlx2). The record is from RefSeq and is a predicted model, not a curated record. Gene Ontology annotation, molecular function: DNA-binding transcription factor activity, RNA polymerase II-specific; RNA polymerase II cis-regulatory region sequence-specific DNA binding. Gene Ontology annotation, biological process: embryo development; cell differentiation; negative regulation of transcription by RNA polymerase II. Lineage: Eukaryota; Metazoa; Chordata; Mammalia; Rodentia; Sciuridae.
AGACAAUCGUAAAGCUGCUCCGGGCCGCUCACCUGCUCCCGCCUCCUGGAGCCCGACCGGUCCCAGUCACCCCUGCCCCCUCCAUUGCCCGCCCCCCGCCCGAGCCCGCGCUGGGCAAGGAGCCGAGAGGGCCGAGAGGCCGAGAGAGUAUGAGGCCCGCCGCAGCUGUCCCAAGCAGCGCAUGGUGAUAGCCUCCCCCAGAGGAGGAGGCGCCUAGACCGUUGCCUCAUUUCUUGUUUUCCUCUCCCCCACCCCCCAUUUCACCUCCCAGUAAUUACAUUGGCUGCUGAAAGGGACCGGGAGAGACAGAGGAGGCGCCUCGCUUCCCCCUCACGACCGCCACCCCUGCUCUUUCCCGUCCCGGGCCAGGAUGACUGGAGUCUUUGACAGUCUGGUGGCUGAUAUGCACUCGACCCAGAUCACGGCCUCCAGCACGUACCACCAGCACCAGCAGCCCCCGAGCGGCGGCGGCGCGGGCCCCGGCGGCAGCAACAGCAACACCAGCAGCCUCCACAAGCCACAGGAGUCGCCAACCCUUCCGGUGUCCACAGCUACCGACAGCAGCUACUACACCAACCAACAGCACCCGGCGGGCGGCGGCGGCGGGGGGGGCUCGCCCUACGCGCACAUGGGCUCUUACCAGUACCAUGCCAGCGGCCUCAACAAUGUCCCUUACUCCGCCAAAAGCGGCUACGACCUGGGCUACACCGCUGCUUACACCUCUUACGCGCCCUAUGGGACCAGUUCGUCCCCAGCGAACAACGAGCCUGAGAAGGAAGACCUCGAACCUGAAAUCCGAAUAGUGAAUGGGAAGCCAAAGAAAGUCCGGAAACCCCGCACUAUCUACUCCAGUUUCCAGCUGGCGGCUCUUCAGCGGCGUUUCCAAAAGACUCAAUAUCUGGCGCUGCCUGAGCGAGCCGAGCUGGCGGCAUCUCUGGGCCUCACCCAGACUCAGGUCAAAAUCUGGUUCCAGAACCGCCGAUCAAAGUUUAAAAAGAUGUGGAAAAGCGGGGAGAUACCCUCGGAGCAGCACCCUGGGGCCAGCUCUUCGCCACCGUGUGCCUCGCCUCCAGUCUCGGCGCCGGCCUCCUGGGACUUCGGCGCGCCUCAGCGGAUGGGGGGCGGCGGCGGCCCGGGCAGCGGAGGCAGCGGUGCGGGCAGUUCAGGCUCCAGUCCUAGCAGCGCAGCCUCGGCUUUUCUGGGCAACUACCCGUGGUAUCACCAGGCGUCGGGCUCUGCCUCACACCUGCAGGCCACAGCGCCUCUACUGCACCCCACUCAGACCCCGCAGCCUCACCACCACCACCAUCAUCACCACGGCGGAGGGGGCGCCCCGGUGAGCGCAGGGACGAUUUUCUAACCCCACGGAGGCCGCUGCAGAGACAGAGCAAAGACCAGCGAUUCCCAGGGCUUGCCUCCACAGCCGGUGGGUCCCUCCCGCUGGCCAGCGGCCGCCACCCAGCAGUCCCUGAGGCUGCGGCCUAGGAUGGCCCGCCCUAAGCGCUGCUCCCUCUCUCAGCCACGGAGCAGGGC